Messenger RNA from Trematosphaeria pertusa, 1872 nucleotides. RefSeq lists its product as uncharacterized. The transcript has a single exon. NCBI's taxonomy places the organism in Eukaryota, Fungi, Ascomycota, Dothideomycetes, Pleosporales, Trematosphaeriaceae. The record is from RefSeq and is a predicted model, not a curated record. Bases 1 to 1872 code for a protein of 623 amino acids.
AUGGCGGAAAAUACCAUCCCCGGCCUCGUCCUCGACACCCGCUUGGCCUACCGUGUCGGUUCGCCACUACUUCCUACCCUCCCUCUCAACACGAUAUGGGGCCUCCACAAAGAGUCCCCUCGGCUGUACUCUAUGAUUCCAGGGAUCAAACUCAUACUGAAAGAGCACGAGGUCUUGGUAGAAUACAUGGACAUUGUGCGCCGUUUCCACAGGGGAGAGCAGCCACAGGGUCGCGGUUUAACCCUCCUCGUCUUGUCAGAUGUCACCAUCGAAAGCCAACGGCAGAAUUGCGUCCGGAGUGUGCAGGCUAUCAAAGAGUUGCUCAUUCGCGAAGAGCUCGACAUCGCCUUGGAAAUAAUUGAUGGCGGGGCAGAGAAGGGUCUCAUGUCUUACCCCAUCACUACAUCCCAGCGGGACAUAAUUGCUGCAUGGAAGCCUUUUCAAGCAACGGUCCUGGAAAAGAUCGCGGCCCGCGCUUGGAUAAGUAUCGACGUUCUCCACCGAAGCCUCCGCGAAACCGACACCCCGCAGUCCCCAACCAUUGUCAUUUCGGCUGCCGAUGCCGACGAUGAAGCCUGGUGGAACGAUAUUCUGCCCACACUUUUCCGCGAGGCGCCCUCAAACUUCUCCGUUGAACUCGUCUUCCAGAACAGCAUAUUUUCUACGCGCGGACAAGGUGAACCAAAACCCACGAAAGCAGACGGACAACGAGUACUCUCGAGUUGCAUCACUGGCGCCGCUUACGAGAGGCAUGUCCAAAUGGGAUCCUCUAUCGGCAGAACAGGACAAGACGGGACUGGCACUCUGGGAGCACAUAUCAUCCUGAAAGAAAAGGAGUCAGGCCGCCGUGUGGAACUCGGGCUGAGCAAUCAUCAUGUGUUGUGCGACGAAGAGACCGUAGAGCAGGUGUGCGCUGCCGAAGACUGGCUGUCUCCGCGACAUGAGCUUGUCAAGCAAAACUGUCUUCAUGUAGUCACACCCUCCGACCAGGACCACAACAUAUUACUCGCAAAGACCCGCAACGACAUCACAGACACCGUCAGAUCCAUCCGGGCCAUGAGCCAAGAUCCCUCACAAUCAGGAUACUUGGACGCAACCACAAAGCAAUGCAACGACGCCAGGGACUUGAUAAUCAAAGCCCAGAGCGCUACUCGUACCUUAGGGACUGUGUAUGCAUCGUCCGGCUGGCGAACGGUAGAAAAUGAGCAAUACGAUGAGGACAAAGUUCGACAAUGGUCUACGGUUAGAGAUGAGAGCAGCGACAAGAUUCGGCCACUCGGCAAGGAUCCAGAGGAGACCAUGGCAAAGAUGAUUGGCGAUGACAAGCUUCUACAAUGGGCCGUAGACUGGAGCCUGGUCCAGAUCGCCAGCCCGCGAGUCUUGUUACCCACCGUGCCUACUGUUAGCACUGCGGUCCAGCUAAGCACGAACUCGAUAGCAUCGCAGUGGGCGAUAUUGGAUCCGGAAAAGAGCUAUCCUGUGGCAAAGAUAGGGCGCACGACCGGCUGGACGACAGGGAAGAUCAACGCUGUCGCAUCGAUCCUCCAGCUUCGACAUGAUCGAUCUUCUGUCGUGCCGGUGGAUCUUCGCCAUCGAUUCGGCAGGCCAAUCCUCAGUUACGGCAUCUUGGCCUCGGGCGAACGAGACUUCCUUGCGCCAGGCGAUUCUGGCAGCGCAAUACUGUUGGAUAAGCCUCAGGAACAGGGUGACGAUUCGACGUCAUGCAUUGUUGGCCUCGGCUUUGCGUCAAACCGGGCAACCUUGGUUUCUUACAUGAUGCCGAUGGAGCUGGUGGUUGCCGAUAUCGAAAAGGUAACGGGAGGCCAAGUCCUCAAGCCUACGUACUCGGGAAAGGCAGCCGGCGACGUCUAA